AUGGACAAUAAACUUACUGCUAUAUGCGAUCCUUAUCUCAGAUUUCCAAAACUUAUUGGAGAGAUGACGGACACAUACCUUGAUAUGGUUGAGACAUACUUUGAGGAUUACAUUGCGUUUGACGCAUCUAAGGCUAGGACCCUAUUAGGUAACUUAUCAAUUGACAUUUAUGAAAAAAUCACAUCCGUGUGUUCAAAGGCACAGUUAAAAGAUUAUAAAAAGUGCAAUUUCAUAGAUGACAGUAGAAUUAAGGAGAAAUUGAUAACGUCUACUUUAAACGAUCAUAUCAGAAGGAAGCUGAAUAAGCAUAAGGACUGGACUGUAGAUGAGAUGAUGAAAUUAGGAGUUGAGUUAGAUGGUAGUAAUAUUAAACCAGACGUUAGCGAUACAAAUUAUGUAGACAAUGAUAAAAAAUUGGAUAAAAAUAAAAAAAAUUUUAAUUCAAAUAUUGAUAAAAUACCAUGCAAAAGCCUAAUGAUAAUGCUAGCCGAUCAAAACAAUAAUUUUAGAGAUAGUGAGGGUAACUCUAGAAAUUUUCGUAAUAACCAAUCUUCGAACAACAAUUCAAACUAUUACGGAAGAAACUCCAUGUGGCACAAUAACAAUAAUGCAAACAAUUAUGAUAGAAACAAUGCCUGGCAAAACAACAACAAUUCAAACUAUUACGGAAGAAACUCCAUGUGGCACAAUAACAAUAAUGCAAACAAUUGUGAUAGAAACAAUGCCUGGAAAAACAACAACAAUUCAAACUAUAACGGAAGAAACUUCAGGUGGCACGAUAAUAGCAAUUCAAACAAUUAUGAUAGAAAUAAUGCCUGGCAUAACAAUAAUAGAGAUGGUGGAAACAAUACAUGGAAAAACUAUAAUCUAAGAAAACAAAUACAAUAUCAUGAUCAGAGCCAAAGUAAUAGCAACAAUUGCAAUAUGAAUAUUGAAGAGAUUGUGGAAAAUAAAAAUGAUGUUACACAAAAUAAUAAUGAUAGUGAUUUUAAUAUCAACAAUUUAACCGAGAAUAAACUCAAUGACAAUGCAUUUAUGACUUCCUUAAAAAUAAACGAUGUUACCGUUACAAUGCAAGUCGAUACUGGAUCUAAAUUCACAAUUAUACCUCAUGAAAUGGCUAAACAAAUCGAUAUUAAAGAUCUUAAAAAGUCCACUCUACAACUCUCAGCUUAUGAUGGAAACUUAAUUGAAAUUAUCGGCGUAACUCAAGUUAAAGUAAGCUACGAUGGUAUCGCCAAACACUUGCUAGCAGUGAUCGUAAAAUCUAAUAAAAAUGCAUUAUUGGGUCGAAUGUGGAUCAAUGCCUUUAAUUGUGAAUUUAAACUGACCACCAAACCUAUCAACAAAGUUAACGUCAAGAUACAUUUACGAAAUGAUGCCAAACCUAAGAUAAUACCACCAAGGCGUAUACCUUAUUCAAAAAUAGAUGCUGUAACUAAAGAACUUACAAGAUGGAUAGACGAGGGACUCAUUGAGCCGGUGACGGAUGUUCGAUGGGCAAGUCCUAUAACCGCUGUCUACAAAGAAAAUGGGAGCGUUAGGGUUUGCGCUGAUUUCAAAGACACUGUUAAUCCUGCUCUUGAAAACUUCAGAUACCCACUUCCAAGAAUAAACGAUAUUAUAGCUAAGCUCAAGGAGGGGAAGAAAUUUAGCAAAAUCGAUUUCAAAGACGCGUUUUAA
This is a messenger RNA of Gordionus sp. m RMFG-2023, 1683 nucleotides long. RefSeq names its product TBC1 domain family member 5 homolog A-like. The transcript is spliced from 4 exons. The record is from RefSeq and is a predicted model, not a curated record. Lineage: Eukaryota; Metazoa; Nematomorpha; Gordioida; Chordodea; Parachordodidae. Bases 1 to 1683 code for a protein of 560 amino acids.